Magnusiomyces paraingens is the source of this 546-nucleotide messenger RNA. RefSeq lists its product as uncharacterized. The record is from RefSeq and is a predicted model, not a curated record. Gene Ontology annotation, biological process: vesicle-mediated transport; intracellular protein transport. The transcript has a single exon. Gene Ontology annotation, molecular function: GTP binding; GTPase activity. NCBI's taxonomy places the organism in Eukaryota, Fungi, Ascomycota, Dipodascomycetes, Dipodascales, Dipodascaceae. Gene Ontology annotation, cellular component: plasma membrane; cytoplasm. Bases 1 to 546 code for a protein of 181 amino acids.
AUGGGAUUGUCUAUUUCAAAGCUCCUCCAGGGUCUUUUUGGCCGCAAGGAAAUGCGCAUUCUUAUGGUUGGUCUUGAUGCCGCCGGUAAGACCACCAUUCUUUACAAGCUUAAGCUGGGUGAAAUCGUCACAACCAUCCCCACCAUUGGCUUCAACGUCGAGACUGUCGAAUACAAGAACAUUUCAUUCACCGUGUGGGAUGUUGGUGGACAGGACAAGAUUCGUCCCCUUUGGAGACAUUACUACCAAAACACCCAGGGUGUUAUUUUCGUUGUCGACUCGAACGAUCGCGAACGUAUAGGCGAGGCUGCUGAAGAACUGCAACGCAUUGUCAAUGAGGAUGAGCUUCACGACGCGUUGAUUCUUGUUUUUGCCAACAAGCAGGAUUUGCCCAACGCCAUGAAUGCUGCCGAGAUUACCGAGAAGCUUGGUCUGCACUCUCUUAGACAACGGUCGUGGUAUAUUCAGGCCACGUGCGCCACUUCUGGCGAUGGUCUUUACGAGGGUCUUGAGUGGUUAAGUACCAAUCUUAAGAAGAGAGGUUAA